Messenger RNA from Fusarium odoratissimum NRRL 54006, 870 nucleotides. RefSeq lists its product as uncharacterized. The record is from RefSeq and is a predicted model, not a curated record. The transcript has a single exon. Lineage: Eukaryota; Fungi; Ascomycota; Sordariomycetes; Hypocreales; Nectriaceae. The coding region runs from base 1 to 870 and encodes 289 amino acids.
AUGUACAAGCUCACUUCGGCGCCUGUUCGGACCCAUGUCGCUACCGAGAAACUGGGCGGAAGCUUCAGAACGAUAAAAUCUGAACACGAGGGCAUUCAAGACGAGCCAUGUUGGAAGCUCGGUGGCUAUAGUAUGUAUCAUGCAUCCCAACCAGGCAAACUCCUCGGCGCCAACAAUGAUGACGACUACAUCGAGGCACUGGAUCAGUCAAACGUUGGUGAUUUGAUGUUCGUGUUCGGCUUUGUUUACCAUGAGUAUCCGCCACAAACAGAAAACGGAGGCGUUGACCUUUCGGCUUUGCAAAAGUCAAUUUGCGGAGACAUGAUCCGGCCGCUGCGGAUGGAAAGCGUCGGCUUGAGCUGUGGCUUGAACCCAAAGCACAAAGUAAACAACCAGAAUCUUCUGUCGUUGUCUGUGGCUUACAAUGGAAUCACGAGAGAGUUCAACCUUGAUGACAUAUUUGUCGCAAGUCAACGCAACCCCGCAGCGAGAACAACUUAUCGUAUGCAAUGCAAAUCGAUACCAUUCACAUUUAACCAUAUUGACAUCUCAACUCCCAAGAUCGAGGAGACAAAAUGGUCUGGAAUUCUUGAUCGACAUCAGUCCGCAGCUGAGCUCAAGCUUGCCAAUCUCUUUGUCGUUGGGAAUGCUUUCUAUAGUAUGAAUGACCAGACAGAGGCAGACAGACUCAUGCUCGUCAACAACGACAACGAAAAGUUGAGGUCCUUGCUGCAGCAUCAUCCUGAACACGAGGUCUUCUUGAAAAGGGGCAACAAGGCCAAGAUUGACCACCAACACGAGGUGAGUACAACAAAGGGCGCGAAAAGAAAAGAGAGAUGCACCCCGAUUGAGAGUCACACGGGAGUUUGA